CCGGCGGCGCGCAGCGAGCGUGGGUCUCGCGAACGCGCCGGGAGCGUCCCAGAGCCGGGAGCGCCCCAGAGCCGGGAGCGCGCCCCGCGGAUGACAACAAAUUCGACGCGCGGCGGCGGCGGUGGAGGAGGGUGCCUAAGUACCUGCCUCGGGCCCUGCCGCUUCCCCGCGUGUUCUCUUGCAUCCCCUCUCUGUGCCGAGUAGGAUCCUCCCGGAGGUGUCCCGGGCCCGGGGCGACGGGGGCUCCCCCGCGCCUGGUCCCUGCCGGGCCUAGCGCGAGCGACGCGGCGCCGGCGAUGGGGUCGCCCUGAGGGACGCCCGGCGCCGAGCGGGCAUGGAGGGGCCGUCCCGGGCUUAGGCCCUGCCGCGGACCGGGGACGCCGGCCGGGAUCCGAGGCGCCGCCGCCGCGGCCUGGAGCCGGAGCCUGGGCCCCAGGGCCGGAGCCUGGGCCCCAGGGCCGGAGCCGCCGCCUGCAGUCCCCGCGGGCCCCGCGGCCAGCCCUCGUCAUGCCUUGGCCGUUUUCGGAGUCCAUCAAGAAGAGGGCCUGUCGGUACCUCCUGCAGAGGUACCUGGGCCACUUCCUUCAGGAGAAGCUGAGCCUGGAGCAGCUCAGCCUGGACCUGUACCAGGGCACCGGGUCCCUCGCCCAAGUCCCUUUGGACAAAUGGUGUCUCAAUGAGAUCCUGGAGUCGGCAGAUGCGCCUUUAGAAGUCACUGAAGGAUUCAUACAGUCCAUUUCUCUGUCAGUUCCAUGGGGCUCCUUGCUACAGGAUAAUUGUGCACUGGAAGUGAAAGGGCUAGAAAUGGUCUUCCGGCCUAGACCUCGCCUAGCAACUGGUUCUGAGCCUAUGUAUUGGUCAAGUUUCAUGACCAGCAGUAUGCAGUUGGCAAAAGAAUGUCUUAGCCAGAAAUUAACGGAUGAACAAGGAGAAGGAUCCCAGCCUUUUGAAGGACUUGAAAAGUUUGCUGAAACCAUUGAAACAGUGCUAAGAAGAGUAAAAGUCACUUUUAUAGACACUGUCUUGAGAAUCGAACACGUGCCAGAAAAUUCCAAAACUGGAACUGCACUUGAAAUUCGAAUAGAAAGGACCGUGUACUGUGACGAAGCUGCUGACGAGUCCGCAGGAACGAACGUGCAUCAGCCUACAGCGUUUGCGCACAAGUUGCUGCAGCUCUCUGGAGUGGCCCUCUUCUGGGAUGAGUUUUCUGCAUCAGCAAAAUCCUCCCCAGUGUGUUCAACUGCACCAGUGGAAACUGAGCCAAAGCUGUCACCUAGCUGGAAUCCCAAAAUUGUCUAUGAGCCACACCCACAACUAACUAGAAAUUUACCAGAGAUGGCACCCUCUGACCCAGUGCAGAUUGGAGGGCUGAUCGGUAGGUUGGAGUUGAGUCUCACGUUGAAACAGAAUGAAGUACUUCCUGGAGCUAAGUUGGAUAUUGAUGGACAGAUAGACUCUAUUCACCUAUUCCUGUCACCGAGGCAGGUGCACUUGCUUUUGGAUAUGUUAGCAGCUAUUGCCGGACCAGAAAAUUCUAGCAAAAUAGGAUUAGGUAAUAAAGAUAGAAAAAACCGACCUAUGCAGCAGGAAGACGAAUAUCGAAUUCAGAUGGAAUUAAACCGGUAUUAUUUGAGAAAAGAUUCCCUCUCCGUGGGUGUAUCUUCAGAGCAAAGCUUUUAUGAGACAGAAUCUGCUCGGACACCUUCUAGCCGUGAAGAAGAAGUUUUCUUCUCCAUGGCCGAUAUGGACAUGUCCCAUAGUCUCUCUUCUCUUCCACCCCUUGGAGACCCUCCAAAUGUGGACCUUGAGUUGUCGUUAACUAGUACAUAUACAAAUACUCCAGCAGGAUCUCCAUUAAGUGCUACUGUGCUUCAGCCAACGUGGGGAGAUUUCCUUGAUCAUCAUAAAGAACAGCCAGUAAGAGGGUCAGCAUUGCCAUCCAACCUGGCGCCCCCACCAACUUUACAGAAAACUUCUCUCCCAUCUAGAUCUGUUUCAGUGGAUGAAUCCAGGCCUGAACUUAUUUUUAGACUAGCUGUGGGAACCUUCUCCAUCUCUGUGCUUCACAUCGAUCCUUUGUCUCCACCUGAAACGUCAUUGAACCUUAAUCCAUUGACCCCUUUGGCGAUAGCUUUUUUUACUUGCAUAGAAAAGAUUGACCCAGCAAGAUUUUCAGCAGAUGAUUUGAAGUCUUUCCGAGCAGUAUUUGCCGAAGCUUGCAAACACGAUCACCUUAGAUUUAUAGGUACUGGCAUCAAAGUGUCCUAUGAACAAAGACAAAGAUCAGCUUCCCGAUAUUUUAGUACGGACAUGUCCAUUGGGCAAAUGGAACUUUUGGAGUGCCUGUUUCCAACUGAUUUUCAUUCUGUUCCUCCUCACUACACAGAGCUUUUAAUGUUUCAUUCCAAAGAGCGGACUGAUUCCCAUCUCCCUGUGUGUCUUCAGCUUCAUUAUAAGCAUUCUGAGAAUAAAGGACCCCAGGGUAAUCAAGCAAGACUUAGUUCUGUUCCUCAGAAGGCAGAAUUACAAAUUAAGUUAAGUCCAGUGUCCUGCGAGCUGGAUAUCAGUAUUGUGGACAGAUUAAAUUCCUUGCUUCAACCACAGAAACUUACUACAGUGGAAAUGAUGGCAUCUCACAUGUAUACGUCCUACAAUAAACCUAUUAGUCUGCACAAGGCUUUCACCGAAGUAUUUCUGGAUGAUUCACACAGUCCUGCAAAUUGUCGGAUAUCAGUCCAGGUUGCCACACCGGCAUUAAACCUUUCUGUCCGCUUCCCAAUACCCGAUCUUCGGUCAGAUCAGGAAAGAGGACCAUGGUUCAAGAAGUCGCUUCAGAAGGAGAUCCUUCAUUUAGCAUUCACAGAUCUAGAAUUUAAGACUGAAUUUAUAGGAGGAUCAACCCCAGAACAGAUUAAAUUGGAACUUACCUUUAGAGAACUAGUUGGGUCAUUCCAGGAAGAUAAAGGAGAAUCAUCUGUUAAGUUUUUCCAUGUGUCUAGUGGGGUAGAUGGAGAUACAGCAUCAUCAGAUGACUUUGACUGGCCACGAAUUGUACUGAAAAUAAAUCCGCCAGCCAUGCAUUCCAUUUUGGAGAGGAUAGCAGCCGAGGAAGAAGAGAGUGAUGGCCGCUAUCAGGAAGAAGAGGAAGGAGGUGCUCAUUCCCUAAAGGAUGUUUGUGAUCUGCGAAGACCAGCCCCAUCUCCCUUUUCUUCUCGCAGAGUCAUGUUUGAAAAUGAGCAGAUGGUGAUGCCAGGAGACCCUGUGGAAAUGACAGAGUUUCAGGAUAAAGCAAUCAGCAAUUCUCACUAUGUGCUGGAACUUACAUUACCCAGCACUCAUAUAACACUACCUAAUAAAAGUUUUUAUGAGAAGCUGUAUAAUCGGAUCUUUAACGACUUGCUGCUCUGGGAACCAACUGCCCCUUCGCCAGUGGAGACAUUUGAGAAUAUUUCAUAUGGUAUUGGUCUUUCCGUAGCCAGUCAACUGAUUAAUACCUUCAACAAAGAUAGUUGUAGUCAAUUUAAAUCUACAGUUCACUAUGAUGAGGAAAGUGGAUCCGAGGAGGAGACGUUGCAGUAUUUCUCUACCCUUGAUCCCAACUAUCGUUCCCGUAGGAAAAAAAAACUAGACUCUCAGAACAAGAACUCACAAAGUUUUCUCUCAGUUCUUCUGAGUGUUAAUCAUGGAUUAAUGGCAGUGUUCACAGAAGUAAAGCAAGAUAAUGGAGAUCUGUUGGAGAACAAGCAUGGUGAAUUCUGGUUAGAGUUCAAUAGUGGUUCCUUGUUUUGUGUGACAAAAUACGAAGGUUUUGAUGACAAGCACUACAUCUGCCUUCAUUCUAGCAGUUUCAGUCUUUACCACAAAGGCAUAGUGGAUGGAGUGAGUCUUCCCACAGAAACACGACUGCCCAGUUCAACCCGCCCACAUUGGUUGGAACCAACUAUUUAUUCCUCUGAAGAAGAUGGCCUCAGUAGAGCUGCUUCAGAUGGUGUCGGAGGUGACACUUCGAAUAUGCUCUCUGUCGCAGUUAAAAUACUGUCUGAUAAAUCGGAGUCCAAUACAAAGGAAUUUCUCAUUGCUGCAGGAUUGAAAGGAGCCACACUCCAGCACAGGAUGCUUCCUUCUGGGCUUAGCUGGCACGAACAGAUUUUAUACUUCUUGAAUAUUGCUGAUGAACCUGUCCUGGGAUAUAAUCCUCCAACUUCAUUUACAACUUUUCACGUUCAUCUCUGGAGCUGUGCACUUGAUUAUAGGCCUCUUUAUUUGCCGAUCCGAUCUCUUCUCACUGUGGAAACAUUCAGUGUAUCGAGUAGUGUGGCCUUGGAUAAAUCAUCAUCUACACUCAGAAUAAUCUUGGAUGAAGCUGCUUUGCAUCUGUCUGACAAGUGUAAUACUGUUACUAUAAAUCUGAACAGAGAUUAUGUUCGUGUGAUGGAUAUGGGGCUUUUGGAAUUAACCAUAACUGCAGUGAAAUCUGAUUCUGAUGGAGAGCAAACUGAGCCGCGCUUUGAGCUACACUGUUCGAGUGACAUUGUCCAUAUCAGAACAUGCUCGGACUCUUGUGCUGCGUUAAUGAAUCUCAUUCAGUACAUCGCAAGCUAUGGGGACUUACAUGCGGCUAACAAGGCGGAGACGGAGCCUGGAGCCCCUGAAAGAAAGACAAAGGUAGAUUCCGGUGGCCGCUCAUCCUCACGAGGCCCAGUACUUCCAGAAGCAGAUCAACAGAUGCUACGGGAUUUGAUGAGUGAUGCUAUGGAGGAGCUUGACCUGCAGCAGGCCACUGCGUCUGCACAAGGCCAGUCUAACGGUGUUUUGAGUGAAAAAUCUCAGGUUCAGGAGCCAUGUUGUUCAGACCUCUUCCUGUUUCCAGAUGAGAGUGGGAACAUGUCUCAGGAGCCCGGCCCUGCUUACACCUCAUUCACACACCACCUGAUCAGUGAUGCAAUGACAGGUGCUCCCACUGAGAAUGACGACUUUUGCAUUCUUUUUGCACCAAGAGCAACUAUUCAGGAGAAGGAAGAAGAACCAAUUGUAAAAAUAAUGGUUGAUGAUGCAAUUGUAAUAAGAGAGAAUUAUUUUAGUCAGCCCAUUAAGAAGACAGAUACAAGCAAAGCCCCAUUGCACUUUCCCAUCCCUGUCGUCCGGUAUGUUGUUAAAGAAGUCUCUCUUGUUUGGCAUCUUUAUGGAGGAAAGGAUUUUGGAACAGUCCCUCCUACUUCUCCGGCUAAAAGUUAUAUCAGUCCUCACAGCUCACCUUCUCACACACCCACGAGGCAUGGACGUAACGUGGUGUGUGGGGGAAAAGGAAGAAACCAUGACUUUUUAAUGGAAAUACAGUUAAGCAAGGUGAAGUUUCAGCACGAGGUCUACCCCCCUUGCAAGCCGGAAUGCGAGUCCAGCCUCUUAGAGCACCCAGUCUCCCGGCAGGUGUUCAUCGUGCAGGAUCUUGAAAUUCGAGAUCGUCUGGCAACAUCACAAAUGAAUAAGUUUUUGUACCUGUAUUGCAGUAAAGAGAUGCCCCGAAAAGCUCAUUCCAACAUGUUGACAGUGAAAGCGUUACAUGUGCGCCCGGAGUCCGGCAGGUCACCGCAGGAAUGCUGCCUAAGAGUGUCACUGAUGCCACUUCGCCUCAAUAUUGAUCAGAGUCCCCCGGGCCCCUUUGCAGUCGGUCUCCACCAGUAGCCAUUGACCUCCUUCCCGUCCCCGCGGGUCAGCCUUCCUGUCCCACUACUUCGUGUGAGUGGAAAUGUAUUUGGCUUCCCAUGCCAUGCGCUCCCUCCGUGCUGACGCAGGUCUGUUUGUUUCUGUUCAGUCUGUUCCCUUUUAUUGCCGAGUACGGAUCUCACCGUACGGCUGUACCACAAUUUGUGUAUCCGUUUACUUACUGAUUUACAUUUGCAUGGUUUUCUCGGUUUUGGCUCCGAUAAAUAGAGCUGUUAUGAAGUUAGUGUACAAAUCUUCUUGUGGAUCUGGGUUUCCAUUCGUGUUGGGCAUUGUAAACAAUUUCCAGGUCACGAGGCAGAUGUGUGUUUAGCUCUUGUGAGAAGCUGCCUGUUCCCCGCAGCGGUUACACCAUCGUAUGCCCCCACUGCAGCAGGUGAGAGCUGCCUCUUCUUCACACUCUGGCCAAACUUGGUGUUGUGUGUUGAACUGUCUUAUUUGGUGUUCAUUGUGGUUAUAAUUUGGAUUUCCCCUGAUGAUGGCGCUAAGCAUCGCGUCAUGUGCUGCUUUGACAUCUGUACACUUAUUUGUGAAGGGUCUGUUUCUGGCUAGUUUUAAAAUCAAGUUUUAUCGAGUUGUAAAGAGUAGCAUAAAUAACAAAAUCAAAACUUCUAAGAACAUUGAAACGCUGGUGAUUAGUACUUUUCUGUUUUGUGCAUUUGUAGUAAAAAUGGAUAAAAGCCGCUGUCUCUGUAGUCUUCCUUUUUUAAAAAAAAAUGUUUAUUUUGAGAGAGCGAGAGAGAGAGCACACAGCACAGGGGAGGGGCAGAGAGAGAGAGUGAGUCCCAAGCAGGCUCUAUGCUGUUAGCACAGAGCACGACGUGAGGCUCAAGCUCAGGUUCUGCGAGAUCGUGACCUGAGUCGAGGUCAAGAGUCAGAUGCUUCACCGACUGAGCCACUCAGGUGCCCCUUUUAGAGCAUAUUUUUACCUAGAGUUUUCUCUUACUAGUAUUUUUUUUUUUGAAGGCAGUCAUGGAGUCAAAGCAUUUAUAGUGUUAAAAUAUCGCCAUCUAGCGGUCCAAUAAUGACAGGUAACAUUUAGGUUAACUUUAACAUCUAGUUCUCGAUACACAUAUUAAAUGUGUGUAUAUAUACAUACAUACGUGUAUCUGCAUAUUAUUAUGUAAUGUAAAUAACAAGUUCUAUACGUGUGUAAAGCACAAUAAAAUAAUGAACAAAUCAUGAACCGACUACCCUACUGCAGAACCAGAAUAUUUCCAUAAGUAGCUGCUUAUUCUUCAGCCCCAUCCUUCAGUCUCCCAUAUGCCAUGUUACCUAGGAAAAUACCUUUCUAACUUCCAUCAUUUAUACUUCUGGUGAAUGUGGUUACUAGUUGAUCAGAUCCCUUGGAAUUACCAAACUUAUGGUAUGCCACCAAAUAUUGUGCCCUGUAAUUGACUGUCACAUCGCUUUUUCUGGUGCGAUAUUAACGUGUUAUAUUUAUUUAGGAUUUUUCCAAAGGCAAGGGAAGAAUUAGAAAGAAGAGGCUCAGGCAUUUCAUUUUCAUAUUUUCCAAAAUGGAUUUGUUGGUUUGAGGGAGGGAGGUAAAAUGCGGCUGCUAAUAAUGGGCAAAUACGGUUUAUUCAGAUGACAUCAAGACAGGCCUGUGCAUGUUUGUUACUAUGUAAUUUCAGAAGAGACCAUACUGAGUGGGCUUACUGAUUCCGAGUGCCCUGUUCCAGGAAGAACAUGUAUUAAGGCAGCAUAACAUGGCAGUAAGGGCAACAUUAAGACAGUGAGAACUUGUGCGGCCCCAGCUGUUGCUCGUGUCGGUAUUACCACCACCGCCGGUUUGCGGUGAGAACUAGUGUUGAAGACCGAGAAUGCUGUAUUUCCAAGAAAACUAAAAUUUGUUUUGAUUCAGAAAUAGCUAUGUAAUUUUUAACCCCUCUGUGUCUUAAUUUUCACAUUUGAUUUUCUCAGGGUUGGGAGAAUUAACAGAAUGUGUGUGUGUGUGUGUGUGAGAGAGAGAGAGAGAGAAAAUGAGAGAGAGAGAGAGAAAGGAGCAACGCCUGACACAGUAAAAAUUGUAGAUGAAUAAGAAGUCAAAUAUGGGACUGUAAGACACUUUGCUUUUUAGUUUUAGAAUCAAUCUGCCUUUCCCU
Acinonyx jubatus (cheetah) is the source of this 7826-nucleotide messenger RNA. RefSeq names its product autophagy related 2B (gene ATG2B). Bases 508 to 5682 code for a protein of 1724 amino acids. Gene Ontology annotation, cellular component: phagophore assembly site; extrinsic component of membrane. Gene Ontology annotation, molecular function: phosphatidylinositol-3-phosphate binding. Gene Ontology annotation, biological process: autophagy of mitochondrion; reticulophagy; autophagosome assembly. NCBI's taxonomy places the organism in Eukaryota, Metazoa, Chordata, Mammalia, Carnivora, Felidae. The transcript has 35 exons. The record is from RefSeq and is a predicted model, not a curated record.